CUUGUUUUCAGGGGCGGGGCGGGGCCUGGCCUGCGGAAUUGCCUUGUGCCGGGUUCUCUAGUGUGCCCCGACAUGCUGCGGGCGCGCGGGCCUGGGCCGGGUUCUCUGCUGCUCCGGGAGGCGCUGGCUCUCGGGCGGCGCGGGCGAGCGUGGCAGCGGCCGCAAGGCCAGGACACCGGCGUGCAGGUGCACAACAGCCUCACGGGCAAGAAGGAGCCGCUGAUCGUGGCCCGCACGGACGCCGUCUCCUGGUAUAGCUGUGGACCGACUGUGUACGACCAUGCACACCUUGGCCAUGCUUGCUCAUACGUCAGAUUUGACAUUAUCCGAAGGAUCCUGACCAAGGUGUUUGGGUGCAAUGUGAUCAUGGCAAUGAGCAUCACUGAUGUGGAUGAUAAAAUAAUCAGGAGAGCUAACGAGAUGAAUGUUUCGCCCGCUUCUCUUGCCAGUCUCUUUGAAGAAGAAUUUAAACAGGACAUGGCAGCCCUGAAGGUUCUGCCGCCAACGGUGUACUUGAGAGUCACUGAGAACAUCCCUCAGAUCAUCGCUUUCAUUGAAGGCAUCAUCGCUCACGGCCAUGCGUACUCGACAGCCUCAGGCAGCGUCUACUUCGAUCUGCAAGCACGAGGGGACAAGUACGGCAGGCUAGUCAACGUGGUUCCCAGCGCAGCCCCAGAGCCAGCAGUUGACUCUGACAAGCGGCAUGCCAGCGACUUUGCCCUGUGGAAGGCAGCCAAACCUCAGGAGGUGUUCUGGACCUCGCCAUGGGGAGACGGUCGGCCUGGUUGGCAUAUUGAGUGUUCCGCUAUGGCCAGCGAGGUGUUUGGGAGCCAACUGGACAUCCACACGGGCGGCAUAGACUUGGCUUUCCCACACCACGAGAACGAAAUAGCACAGAGCGAGGUCUUCCACCAGUGUCAGCAGUGGGGAAACUACUUCCUACAUUCUGGGCAUUUGCAUGUGAAAGGCAACGAAGAAAAAAUGUCCAAAUCCUUAAAAAACUACAUCACCAUUAAGGACUUCCUGCAGACCUUCUCCCCCGACGUCUUCCGGCUUUUCUGCAUGCGCACCAGCUAUAGGUCAGCCAUUGAAUACAGUGACAGUACCCUGCUGGAAGCCAAGCACACCCUGCUGGGGCUGACUUCUUUUGUAGAGGACGCACGAGCCUAUGUAAGAGGGCAGCUGACCUGUGGCCCUGUUGGUGAGGAUGUGCUGUGGGAGAGGCUGAGCAUCACCAAGAAGGCCGUGAAGGCUGCGCUAGCCAAUGACUUUGACACGCCGAGGGCAGUGAACGCCAUCCUGGACCUUGUGCACCAAGCCAACAGACAGCUUAGGGCAGUCUCGAAGGAAGCUGGCGGCCCAAGAAGUCCCACUGUGUUUGGCGCCAUCAUCUCCUACGUUGAGCAGUUUUUCGAGACCGUUGGGAUUUCUCUGGCAAAUCGACAGGAGGCUCAGUGUGUUUCAGGAGACAGCGGCACAGCAGCUCUGCACUGUGUGGUGGAUGAACUUGUGCGCUUCAGGCUGAAGGUCCGCCAGUACGCACUGGCCACACCCGGGGCGACUGGCGCAGCUCGGAGACAGCAGCUCCAGGAGAGGCAGCCCUUGUUAGAGGCAUGCGACGCCCUGCGCCAGGACCUCGCCACCCACGGCAUCAAUAUUAAGGACAGAGGCAGCACAACCUCCACUUGGGAACUGCUGGAUCCACGGACGACACACCAGAAACCUGAAAGUUGAGGAUGAGGCAGCUGCAGUCCCACGUGCUGCCAUGCCAUGGUGCCUGCUCUUGUGAUGAAAACUUUAUAUUAAAGUUGCAAUUGUGGCUGUUUAGCCAACAGUAAA
Molecule: messenger RNA, 1839 nt
Organism: Alexandromys fortis (reed vole)
Lineage: Eukaryota; Metazoa; Chordata; Mammalia; Rodentia; Cricetidae
Gene: Cars2
Product: cysteinyl-tRNA synthetase 2, mitochondrial
Exons: 15
Coding region: 73-1734 (553 amino acids)
Biological process (GO): cysteinyl-tRNA aminoacylation
Cellular component (GO): cytoplasm
Molecular function (GO): ATP binding; cysteine-tRNA ligase activity
Source: RefSeq, a predicted model, not a curated record